AUGGAGGAGGAGGGAGAAAUUGGGUCGCAAUGUCGGGCGCGACUCGAGGCGCUGCAACUAGAUGCCACCGAUCCGCGGGCGACGCGCGAGGCGCUGCGAUGGGGUAUGCAGAUGCUGGCUCGAAUUCAGUGCAGCGGCAGUGGCAGGGUGGAAUCGCGUGAAGCCGUCGAGAAUGCGGCUGGUUAUGAGGCGUCGAGUAGCAGCAGCGGCAAGAGGAGAGUCUCGGAGUCCCCUCUGGCUAAUCCAAGCAGCAAAAUUCCGAGGCUGGAUUCUACCUCUAGGUGGAGUUUGCAGGGAUUUCUCAAGAUGGUGGAGUGUGGCGAGAUUGGAAACUGGAUGGCCGAGCGUGUUUCAUCCAAUAUGCGAUCGUUGGACGCCACAGCCUUGGUUGCCUUUGUCAGCCAGUGUCUCCUCUUGAGCCUAGAUCAGUCUCCAGAAGGAGGUGCUGACGGCAGCGUCAACUAUCUAUGGUUACAUUGGGUGAUGGUUAAAGAGGUCUUGUGCUCCAAUCCGACAAGCCGUGACGAGAAUUUGAUCGAGCUCCCGGAGCUCGAUUGGCUGCUGGCGUAUCUCACAGCCGCGGAGCCAGAAAAUUUUCUCCAGUCACUUAUGCACGACGUCCUUGUGAAAGAAUACAAAUCGAAGGAUGCGUCCAUCGUUCCUUACGUCAAGCAAGCAGGGAUUCUUGAGUUUGCUGCCUCAAGGGUACCAGAGUUGGUAGUACCUGCAGUGAUCCUUUUGAUGCAAAAUGACGAUGGGAGUGAGUUUCAGUACAAGAUGCAUGCAUGGGCUGUGCAGUCGGCACUCUGUCCGAAGUUCCUCGCGACUGUAGCAACCGCGCUGGUGACGAGUGUCGGGCUUGAGUCCCUGGAAAAGUUUUGGAAAGCUGCGAAUUUCAGGCAUGUUUUUUUGCCAGUCUUCUGGACAAGCAAAUUGGAGUAUAAGCCUGCUCUAGACGGAUGUCAUACCAGGGCGUGGCUUUCCGUGCUCAUAAUCAAGCAUUUCGAGCAGCUGUCGCCUGUUGCUGCUGAUAUAGUUUUGCUUGUCAGCAAAGUCGAUCCCGCAUUACUGGAGUGGUUGAACAAGAGAUUAUCGUCUUUUGUUAUGAUGCAAGCAGCAGGAAAUUCAGUCAGCAGUUCCUUCCUGCAAAGUCUGGUGCAGAACACGCAAAGACUCUGGAACAAUAUCUUUUCUAGAACAUCGGCGAGCUGUCAGUCGGAACCUGUCUAUGCGAGGGAUGCUCUGGUACAGACGUGCCAGAUUACGCUACUGGGAUCCGAUAAUGAAGCAGCCACUGAGUUUCUGGCACAAGCUUGUGCACACGGCGGAAAUGCGGAAGUUUUGGCAAUCUUUGUGACGCUAACACAGAUGCUUGGAGUUAUGGGCAAAGCUCCUGCGAUCCUCACACUUUGGGCUAAGAAGGUUGUCGACCAGCUUCACGUCUGUGAUAGCGCUCAGGUAUUGGUGCGAAUUUUGGCAAUCCGUCAACUUCUGAAUCCUUCCUUUUGGAGCCGGCAUGUUGUCGGAACUGCUUGGAGGUCUUCACUGAAAAACUUAUGCGACGCAUUGAAUGGAAAAUGGCUGGGGAUUCUAGCGUUAUUGCAGAGAGCUGACAAUGCCGAAAGCUCCUUGCAUACGCUGGGUGUUCUUCAGUCUCUUGCCAUGGAAGGAACUAUGUCAUCUGAAGACCUUUCUCGUCACCUUAAGGGAGCACUAGGAUUGCUGUUUUAUCGUCUAAAAAAGAUGGACAAUAUUUCUGACUAUACGCUUACUGAUAGCCGAUGGAUUUUUUUACGAGAAGCUGCAAUCUUGAGAAGAAUCAUAGCUCACCUGGGUUCAUUUUCUUUUGCGCUAUUUAAUUUGUUGGUGACCAUCCUACUGAAUUUCUCCUUUGAAGCUGGCAUUAAGAGGCAACUUGGAAUGUCUUCAAACAUUGAUAUCUCAAAGGUGGAGCAUCUGAUGUCAAAGCCAGGAUUUCAAACCACGAUCGCACUAGCGGCUGGAAAUGUUGAUCGCUACGGAAGGAUGGAGUUCAUAUUUUCAAAGCAGCGGCAGUUGGAUGAUUGUAGUAAAAGCUCAGGUAUCACUCAUAGCAUGGAGAGCAGAAACGACUCUAAGAGAACUGAAGCUCUAAAUCCGACUUUCACCGAAAUUUGCAGUCUCUUAGAGCAAUCUUUCAGAAAAUCUAUUGCACGACAUCAAGAAAAGCUAGAAGCGUGGCCGUGCCAUCCAGUUGAAAUCCUAGAAAAACUGCUGGUUGAUCGACUGGAAACACCACAUGAGAUCUCUAUCACGAUGGAACAGUAUGAGGAGGUUCUUCCAAAACAUGUAGCUUUUGUUCGACACACGUUCAUCACCGAGUGCUUUCAUCAAAACCCGCUCCUUUUCAAGGUGCUCGAGCUCGUCAUGGAACACGGACAAGCUAGACAGCUCGAAGCCUGUGCAGAGUUUGUCCGUGCUUUACUGGCGGACUCUAUUUCGCACUGGUAUGGAGCAUUUCGCCGUCAGCAAACUGCUUCCGCGGACAAGGACAGAAUGCAGCUCUUCAACAUCAUUCAGCUCGUCACGUCCGCUCGCUGGCUUCCGCAACCUCUCGCGUCAUGUGGUGAGAUAAUCGCGCUAAUCAGCACCGAAGACGUGACGACACUGCUGCUGAUAAUCUGGCGGUGCAUGCACAACGAGCUAGCUUCAGCCAAAAAUCCUUCCGAAACCAACUCCGCUCACCAGGCUACACCCGAAGAGAACAAAGACAUCCCAGGUCGAGAUUGGGAGACGCAGUUCCUCUCCAUACUUCGACACAACGUCUCUCGGAUAGGUGCUCACUUCGUUCGGCUCUAUCCACAGCACAAGCUGGUCACGGAGGCGAGCAAUGAAUCACUGGCGAGCACCGAGACGGAUCAAACCGGGCGCGUUACAGAAUGAGGAACUUAUAGAACAGCGUUUCUUCUUGAGCAGCACCACACAAGAAGCUGGAGCUGCAAAUCCAUCCAUGGCAAAGGGAGGAAGAGACCAAGAAAGGUAUGCUUUUGCUUUUACGUCUCAACGCUUGGAGUACUGAGGAGACUUCCUUGCCUUGUGCUUGCCAGCCUUCUUCCUCUCCACCUUUCGCGGGUCUCUUGUCAAGAAUCCCAGCUUCCUCAAUGGCUGGCGGUGGGACUCGUUGAUCUUGAGAAGGCAUCGCGAGAUCCCCAGCCGGAUUGCCUGCGCUUGGCCCGAGAGACCACCACCGUGCGCUUUGACGAUGGUGUCGUACUUUCCUUCGAAGCCGAGGCUCCGGAGUGGAAGCUUUACGUGGAAAAGCCACAAUGGAUUUCCUUGCAAGUACUCCUGGCCAUCGAAAGAGAAGCUUGUCAGCUCAGUUAUCUUCUUCUUCUAAAGAACAAUCUCUAUCUUCUCCUCCUCCUUGCAAACUGAAGAGGAGGAUUCUCA
This is a messenger RNA of Selaginella moellendorffii, 3429 nucleotides long. RefSeq lists its product as uncharacterized. Bases 1 to 2922 code for a protein of 973 amino acids. Gene Ontology annotation, cellular component: integrator complex. Gene Ontology annotation, biological process: snRNA 3'-end processing. The transcript has 13 exons. The record is from RefSeq and is a predicted model, not a curated record. Lineage: Eukaryota; Viridiplantae; Streptophyta; Lycopodiopsida; Selaginellales; Selaginellaceae.